AUGACCAGCUCUCAAACGCAGGAUGGGAGCCCAUUCGACGACAAUCAUCGUUACGUGUCGACGUCUUUGAAUUACUACCCCGUCGAUGCCGGGCCUCCGAUACCUGUCAUAAUAGGCGAAAAGAGCGUCAACAACAAACGGCCCUCUGUGUCAAUCGAUGUUGUUGUACAAGACGUCACUGGCCAUGAAGACGAGUAUAAACUUGACAAGCACGGAUUCCAAUUUGUCCACCACAUCAGCCAGGAGAAAGAUUUCGAUGAUGAGGGAAAGAUCACGGGCGUGUAUUACCCUGAAGUGGAAUCGCUCCUAAAAGAGGUAACAGGUGCCUCACGUGUCGUCGUGUUCAAUCAUAGAGGGCGUCGAGGUCCCUCGGAUUGGGACAAAGCAGGACUAGACAAUCGCUUAAAUGCGGGACCGCUCUUCAAAGUCCACAUAGACCAGUCAUACGAUGGCGCGGAGCUGCAGCUGCGAAACAUCCUUCCCGAUGAAGCGGACGAGCUUGUGAAGCGGAGGUACCAGAUCAUCAAUGUGUGGCGACCUAUCGAGACUGUGUUACGAGAUCCUCUUGCGAUCGCAGACGCCAGUACCGUCUCGGAUACCGACCUUCUUCCAGCAAGUGUAGUAAAGCCUGAUUCGAGGUCGGAGACAUGGGCUGUGAAGCCGAACCCGGCUCAUCGAUGGUUCUUCAAACAUAAACAUGGGCCGGAUGAGGUUGUCCUCAUCAAGUGCUUCGACUCGGAUGAAUCUGUGGCAAGGCGUUCGCCCCAUUCCGCCUUCAAAAUACAGGAGCAGGACGACGGCCCUAGCAGGAAGAGCAUCGAAGUUCGAGCGCUGGUCUUCUAUGGCUGA
Diaporthe amygdali is the source of this 849-nucleotide messenger RNA. RefSeq lists its product as uncharacterized. The record is from RefSeq and is a predicted model, not a curated record. Bases 1 to 849 code for a protein of 282 amino acids. Gene Ontology annotation, molecular function: oxidoreductase activity. Lineage: Eukaryota; Fungi; Ascomycota; Sordariomycetes; Diaporthales; Diaporthaceae. The transcript is spliced from 4 exons.